Diospyros lotus (date-plum) is the source of this 1449-nucleotide messenger RNA. RefSeq lists its product as uncharacterized. The coding region runs from base 268 to 1020 and encodes 250 amino acids. The record is from RefSeq and is a predicted model, not a curated record. NCBI's taxonomy places the organism in Eukaryota, Viridiplantae, Streptophyta, Magnoliopsida, Ericales, Ebenaceae. The transcript is spliced from 7 exons.
ACUUCGUUGGAGGUCUUCGAAGUUGAACUUUGGCGUGAUUAAAAGCCGAAAGAAAAGUCCAUGCUGCUCUGUAAAAUAUCCAUCGACUCCUCUAAGAUCAUUUCGACUUUCCGAAAGAAAUUAACUGUUUCCGAUCGAGCGACCGAGAGGAAGGGAGAGGAAUCCGACCACAAAUUGGAAGAGGAAUUUGAUUUGUUUUUCAAGCCCCAAUCGAGAAGCAUGAACCUAGGGUUUCGGACGUCGAUUAUCGUCCGCUAAGCCGACUUGAUGAUUUCCAAUUCCGAACAGAGAAACCCUAGGGACGAUGACGCCGAUAUGCCGAGUCGGGGCAAUCCGUUGGCGUCGGAGAACAGGCCGCAUCAGGAGAAGGCCGAAGAUAUGAAGCUGUGGGGAGUUUUCCUCUUCGGCCUAAUUGGAGCCACGGCCACCACUUUCGCCGUGGGACAAUUGCGAAGGACAGUUGAUUGGUUCUAUUCUCAGAUGAUUAGGUCACAGUCAUCAUGGAAAGGUGCAACUAGUGGUUCUUUCCGGUCAAGCUUUCAGGAGGAAGCAUGGAAAAGAUACAAUCGUCGAAUGCAGGAGGAAUAUGAAGAAGAAAUGGAGAGAGUGGAGCGCAUAAGGCGCAUGCAAAGUGUGUUCAACAGGGAGAGGAAUAAAUACAAAAGGAGCUAUGAGAGCUGGAGGGAAAAUGGUCCAGGUGCAUAUCAUCAACAUUUCCAGCGGGAAGAUUGGUACUGGAAGACUGAUACAUCAUACAGAGAUCGAAGGACUAACUUCAGGGAAACUCCUCGAGCCAAUGCUAGUUAUCCACUAUCUCAUCACUACUCUGUUUUGGGUCUUGACAGGUUGAGAACAGCACCAUACUCAGAUAAUGAGAUCAAGAAUGCUUUCAGGGCAAAGGCAAAGGAGUUUCACCCAGAUCAGAAUCAGGAAAACAAAGAGUUAGCUGAGGCAAAAUUCAAAGAGGUUAUGACAUCUUAUGAAGCUAUCAAGACAGAAAGGAAAAACAAUAAGUUUUGACUCCAUAAAUUCACAGCAUUCAAGAAGGUGUUCAGGAAAGAGGGAAGAUGUUGCCCCACUUCCACUUAUGCUAUAUCGGUUUCAGGAAUUUGUUGAGCUCACUGCUAAGAGUACUUCUGGUUACUUGAUGACCAUUUGAAUUUCAUCAUUUAUCUCGCAGGCUUACACCAAACAAGGCAUAUCUUGCCCCUGGAACACUUGCAUAUUACUGUUGUGGGUUUACAGCAAGCCAAUCUGUCAAAUUUUUCCCAGGAAAAUGGGAACUCAGAGGCAGUCUUUUGUUUGUAUGAAAUAUAAUAGUAUGGCUUCAUAUGCAUAGAAGAAAAAUAAAUCACCCGUUGUACCCUGGACCCUGGUGCUAGGUAAUGACAUUUUACAAUCAGGUCCAUGCUUUUAACUCUGAUCAAUUGAUGUAAGUAUUAUAAUCUA